GAAAAAAUCAUCAUCAUCAUCACCAACAAAGAUUCAGAUCAGAUAUGGCUGAAGCCUUCACUAUCUUUUAUGAAAGUUGGCUAGCCAAACUAAAAGAACUUCUUCAACAACUUUUAACAUCUUCCUCAGAUAGCUCAAAUGCAGAAUAUCAUCACAGUGAUCUGGUCAACCAAGUUUUAUGUCACUACAAAGAAUUUCACGACGAGAAAUCCAAGGCCAUUAAUGAGAAUCCGUUCCUGAUGAUAUCUCCACCAUGGUUGAGUCCAUACGAAAAAAUCUUGCUCUGGUUCAGCGGGUUCAAACCAUCAAUGAGUUUGAACUUAGCCAAGCGGGCAUUGAGGGAAACCCUAUCAAGUUCCCAAUUGGAGAUUAUUGAGGGGAUGUGGGCUGAUACAAAGAGAGAAGAGAAAGAGAUUGAAAAGGUGAUGGCGAGUGUUCAAGAAAGCAUGGCGGCCAUGCCAACAUACGGGUUGAUAACCCGAUUCGGCGGGUUGGUGGGUGGUGAAGUUUCCCAGCUGGAGGAAGCCAUGAGGAUGUUUAAAGAGCGAGUGAUUUCGGUUCUGGAGAUGGCUGAUGUUCUUAGAGGGACAACUGUUUCGAAACUGCUGGAGAUUCUGAGCCCUCUUCAAGUCGUGCGGUUUCUGGCAGCCGCUGCUCAGUUUACCGUAGGGACUAGAAGAUGGGGCCUUGAAAGAGACAAUGAUCCAGCUUUGAGCAACGGAGAUGUAGGAGCGUCGGCUUCUCACGCAUAACAAUGAUUUUGUGUCCUUCAUAACAGAAGUCGUGUUAUGAUUUAUG
Oldenlandia corymbosa var. corymbosa is the source of this 798-nucleotide messenger RNA. The record is from the annotation of a GenBank genome assembly. NCBI's taxonomy places the organism in Eukaryota, Viridiplantae, Streptophyta, Magnoliopsida, Gentianales, Rubiaceae.